ACUGAGUUCAUUUGUGUAGUUUGCGAUUGCUACCAAAAUGUUUGGGUUACGCUAUUAUAGACCUGCGUCAGUAUAAGUUUUAAACGGAUUAGAACCGACACUGAAAAUUAAUUAAGACUUUACCUCACUAACUUGUAAUAACAAGAACCACAAUAUGUAUGGAAGUAAUAGUAAUAGUAGAAGUAAAUGUUUUUCUAUUUAACAAAGUUUGUGUCUGUGUUUAUUUAUAAUAAGUAUAAAAAUAAAAGGUGGUAAAUACUACGUGUGUUGAACAACAGAUGAAAUCAUUACAGCCAUAUACCAGUCGGAAUUCGUUAGUGGUACUGCUGUGGGAUUUUUUUAAUGAAGAGAAAUAACUGCAAGAUUCAAAUCCAACUUUCCGUUGUUGUUUGAUUACUGGAGGAGUUCAAUUCGCCUUGGAGUGUGUUGUUUUAUUUAGUCCAUUUAUGUAACUAAGAGGUGAUUUUACGUAUGGCUAACGCAGCAAGCAGCAUGCACACGGGCUGUCUAUUCGGUGUGGCUGUCAUUUUCAUCCAAUGUUUUGUUGUGGCUGCUUUCGACCAAUAUCGUCUGUCGGACGUCUGCAGCCAGCGGAUCUCCACGUUUGGCGGCGAGCUGAGCUUCGAUUCUGACCUCGCCCCCGGGGGUCAGCCGUGCGAGGUAGAACUGGUGGGGGUCGGGCCGACGGACACCAUGUGGUCCCUCUACUUCCAGACGUUCGAGGUAUCGGGAGUACAGGGCACCGGCUGCAGGGCCAACGUCACCAUAAAGGAGCCGGGGGCAGGCCCGGUGAUCUUCGGCGUCAAAACAGGUCUGUACGCAACUUUCUGUUCCCAUGACAACCGACUUGACGGCAACACGAUGUUCACAACGCUGGGUAACCGCAUUCAGGUCGUAUUCACACCCGUUUCACCGGGUCGGCAGGGAACCUAUCGCCAGUACGAUCAGCCGGACACCAGUCGCAUUGUGUUUCAAAUGAAGCUGUCCACAUUUGUCAUUAGAAGAACCGGCUGCAGUUCCCAGGAAGUAGACACCGGCAUGAUGACAUGCAAGUCAGGCCGGUGCGUGCACGAGUCGCUCGUGUGUCAUGACCUCAACCCGUGCGGGGACUUCGGCGACUGCGGCGACUCCUCGGGCGAGCCGAGCAACCUGGCGGGCAAGGAGGAGAGGUCAGGGGCCAGCUUCCUGACCGUGACCUUAAUCGUGGUGGGGGUCGUGUUCGGGCUGUUCGCUCUACUGCAGAUCGCGCUAAUUCUCAGAAAGAAGUCCUCGAAGAACGGCUGGAUUCACAACAAGGGUGGCUUAGUCGGAGAAUUCAUCCCGCAGAAGUCCGCCACCAACCAAACGUCGCCGAUAGAAGAAGAGCAAGUGGUAUUCAUAGAGACUUGAGAUAACAGAAAUCCACACAUAAUAUGCUCAUUCUUCAGUGAUUUAUGCGAGUCAUGAACGUGUUAGUUCAAAACAUCAAUAUCUAAUGCAUGAUUCAAACCUAAAUAUAGGUGCAUAAUGUUUGUGAAUUUUCUCUCAUUGAUUUUCAAGUAGUAUAUCUCCAUAAUUUCGUUCUUGCCUUUUCGAGUCCAAAAGUCGAUCAUUUAAAACUUACACGUCAUAUUCCUUUAAUAUUGCUUCAUAUUGUUAUUGGGAGAGACUUAAUGGACGAAAAGAUGGAAACGGAUCGGGUCUUUUAUAUUAAAUGCAUACAUUUUUUCGACAUUGAAGUAAGCACACCGUUAAUCAUGCAACUCAAAACCUAAGUGCGUUUGCAAAUAAAGGCUUCCAUUUAAAAAGGCGAUUGGGUAAUCUACAUAAUGACCCGUUUAUCCGUACGAAAAAUACAGCAACAUUGAAUGCUUAGGAUAGCAUACGUUGUUACUGAUCAAGAAAUCCCGUUUUAUAUAUGCAUGAACCAAUUUAGGCUCGAUUGGUCAUUGUCGGCUCGGGUACUACUAACAUGUACCCCGGGUACUCGUAUACUAAUAUGUACCCCGGGUACGGUAAAUAUACCUUAUCGCAGCCGGUCGAUAUUUAACUGUACCCGAGUUGUAUUCCCGCCACAAUUCCGAUGUCGUAAAACGCAAUACCGAUUACCUUAAACAAACUUCUCUUUAAAAAAGCAACCGUAUCAACAUGCUUUUUGAGCAUGAGUUUCAAUAAUAUAGAGGCCAUUUUACAGAAAAUUGACACAAAUGUGAUCAUAAUUAAUUAAAACAAGAGGGCCAUGAUUGCCCUGAAUCGCUCAACUGACUCAUUAAGAUCAGAUGAAAACUAUGACCUCUAUUGUCCACACAAGGUUUUUCUAUGAUUUGACCUAGUGAUUUAGUUUCUGACCCCAGAUGACCCAAAUACAAUCCAAAUCCAGAUUUCAUCAAGAUAAACAUUCUGACAAAAUUUCAUAAAGAUCUGAUGGAAACUGUGACCUCUAUUGUCUACACAAGGUUUUUCUAUUUUUUUACCUAGUUACCUAUUUUGACCCCAGAUGACCCAAAUACAAUCCCAACCCAGAUUUCGUCAAGAUAAACAUUCUGACAAAAUUUUAUGAAGAUUGGAUGAAAACUGUGACCUCAACGGUCUGCACAAGGUUUUUUUAAACUUUGACCUAGUGACCUAGUUUUUGACCCUAGACCCAAAUUCGAUUCCAACCCAGAUUUUAACAAGACAAUUAUUCUUAACAUAUUUCAUUAAGAUCUGAUGAAAACUGUGACCUCUUGUCAACACAAGGUUUUUCUAUGAUUUGACCUAGUGGCCUAGUUUCUGACCCACGAUGACC
Dreissena polymorpha is the source of this 2767-nucleotide messenger RNA. RefSeq lists its product as uncharacterized. The transcript has 5 exons. The coding region runs from base 472 to 1389 and encodes 305 amino acids. The record is from RefSeq and is a predicted model, not a curated record. NCBI's taxonomy places the organism in Eukaryota, Metazoa, Mollusca, Bivalvia, Myida, Dreissenidae.